UGAAAAUGCGUCUGAUUUCCAUCCAGCCCACAGACCCCCACCUGAACCUGGAAUUCGUCGACGAAAAUAUACCGCCCUAUGCCAUUUUGUCGCACCGAUGGGGGGAAGAUAAGGUGUCAUUCCAGGAUGUACAAAAAUUGACACCACCAGUGGGGAAGGGAUAUGAAAAGAUUCGAUAAUGUUGUGCAAUGGCUUUUACAAAUGAUAUCCAUUAUGUCUGGAUUGACACUUGCUGUAUCGACAAGACAAGUAGCAGUGAAUUGUCAGAAGCCAUCAACUCGAUGUAUUGCUGGUAUCGGGAGGCCAGAGUUUGCUAUGCCUUUUUGGCCGAUAUCAAGACAGUGGAUCAAGUGCCACAGAGCCAAUGGUUUACAAGAGGUUGGACUCUCCAAGAGCUGAUUGCUUCAGCUGAGAUGACUUUCUUUAAUCAAGACUGGAGAGAACUGGGGUCGAAGAAAGAGCCGAAAGAGCUGAUCUCUGGCCGUACUGGUAUUGCAACAAGUAUUCUGGACCAGACUGCCGAUCUGGAAAGUGUCUGUAUUGCGCAGAGAAUGUCUUGGGCAGCCAAGAGAGAGACGGCCAGAUUGGAAGAUCAAGCAUAUUGCCUGUUGGGGAUUUUUGGUAUCAACAUGCCCAUGCUGUACGGAGAAGGAAAGAACGCGUUUAUUCGACUACAAGAGGAGAUUCUCAGAAUCUCAAGCGACGAGAGUAUUUUUGCAUGGAAAUCCAGUCACGGCUAUCGAAGCGGUCUCCUGGCUGAUCCCCCCAGUGCAUUUGAAGACUGCGCAGAUAUCACCAUCUUCCAAUCGUCAUCAAAAAUCCCUUGGAAUCUGAGCAACAAAGGGCUAUAGCUCGAACUAAAAUUUGUGCCACUUGGCCCAGGCGGUCUGGGACUGGCCAUUCUAGGUUGCCAAAAGAGUAGGAAGGAAGAUAAGGUUAGAAUUGCAAUUUAUCUGAGAGACACUACCCUCACCCUGGAGCGAUUCAAAAGGGUUCGAUGCAAUAAGAUAAGGUUGCUCGAUAUGCUACAAUAUAGUCGAUUUGAUUUCAAGCGACGGUUGAUGAACAUUGACUGGCAUGAAAGAUACACAUGGAUACAUAUCAAUAAUGGAGUGGACAAAAAUGGAUUUUCAAA
This is a messenger RNA of Aspergillus wentii DTO 134E9, 1135 nucleotides long. RefSeq lists its product as uncharacterized. Lineage: Eukaryota; Fungi; Ascomycota; Eurotiomycetes; Eurotiales; Aspergillaceae. The transcript has a single exon. The record is from RefSeq and is a predicted model, not a curated record. The coding region runs from base 189 to 851 and encodes 220 amino acids.